This is a messenger RNA of Tripterygium wilfordii, 919 nucleotides long. Its product is annotated as chloroplastic import inner membrane translocase subunit TIM22-2-like. The record is from RefSeq and is a predicted model, not a curated record. Lineage: Eukaryota; Viridiplantae; Streptophyta; Magnoliopsida; Celastrales; Celastraceae. Gene Ontology annotation, cellular component: chloroplast envelope; TIM22 mitochondrial import inner membrane insertion complex. Gene Ontology annotation, biological process: protein targeting to chloroplast; protein insertion into mitochondrial inner membrane. Gene Ontology annotation, molecular function: transmembrane protein transporter activity. The transcript has 5 exons. The coding region runs from base 67 to 720 and encodes 217 amino acids.
AUAUUCGUCUAGAUUUGAUAGCUUUCUCUCGUUGACAGAGAUACAGGGAGAGAGGAAGGGAGAUAAAUGGCGACGGCGGACGCUACAAACACGAACCCCAACACCGGUUCUGAUUCCGAUACUAAUGAAAAUGCUAACCCUAAUUCUAGCAUCAACCCCGCUUCUUCUGGCGCUCUAGUUUCUGCCCCUUCUUCCAGCCCCGCCGUCUGCCUCAUGAGCUUCGUUGGUGACUCCGCCGCCGGCGCCUUCAUGGGCUCUGUAUUCGGCUACGGUUCUGGAUUGAUCAAGAAGAAAGGCUUAAAAGGAUCAUUCGGAGAUGCAGGAUCGUAUGCCAAGACAUUUGCAAUUCUGUCUGGAGUACAAGGUUUGGUUGUCUGCUUUUUGAAGAGGCUGAGAGGAAAGGACGAUGUUAUCAAUGCUGGAGUAGCUGGAUGUUGCACUGGUCUUAUUUUAAGUUUUCCAGGUGCACCCCAGGCUCUACUACAGAGUUGUCUCACUUUUGGUGCAUUUUCAUUCAUCAUUGAAGGCCUUAACAAGCAACAACCAGCAUUAGCACAUUCAAUGGGUUUGGCGAACAAAGGCGCUUACCGUAAUACACCUCGCCCCUUGGCUCUCCCUCUCUCCCUCCCUCUUCCCAAUGAACUGAAAGGGGCCUUCUCUUUUUUCCACGAGUCCCUAAGGAAACCUAAGAAGGCGAAUACUCCCCCAACUAGCCAUUAACUUGAGCAUUAUAAUGUUGUUCUUUUAUGUUUCUUUGACGGUUACAGUUUGUAGAUUUUUAGUUUAAGCCAAACAUGCAAGUUGUUGGUUGAUGGUUCCUGUAUGGGUUUUAUUGAGAUCCAACAAGGCAACAAUAGUAAACCAUAAUCCUUCUCUUGGCCAUGAAUAAAUUAUUUGCCCCAUCUUGUGUCCUUGACAA